Molecule: messenger RNA, 243 nt
Organism: Ilex paraguariensis (yerba mate)
Lineage: Eukaryota; Viridiplantae; Streptophyta; Magnoliopsida; Aquifoliales; Aquifoliaceae
Source: the annotation of a GenBank genome assembly
AUGCCAUUGAUAUCCCCGAAGAGGAUUGAUGCCGAGACUAGAUUCAAAACUAGGGAAGGUCGAAGGUGCUUUGAUGGAAUUACUAGUCCAAGCCCAAUUGAAUCAAUAGAUGCGGGAUUACCGGUCUUAGGAAGAGCAGUGGGCAAAUCCCCUAGUCUGGAAGCGAAUGGCUUGUUUGCAAGGGGAAUCAUAGGCUUUAGAUUUGACAGUAGGGAUGCCGCAGAAGUCACUUCGGGGCGAUAG